Molecule: messenger RNA, 5787 nt
Organism: Saccharomyces paradoxus
Lineage: Eukaryota; Fungi; Ascomycota; Saccharomycetes; Saccharomycetales; Saccharomycetaceae
Gene: MYO1
Product: myosin 1
Exons: 1
Coding region: 1-5787 (1928 amino acids)
Biological process (GO): vesicle transport along actin filament; actin filament organization
Cellular component (GO): actin cytoskeleton; cytoplasm; vesicle
Molecular function (GO): ATP binding; microfilament motor activity; actin filament binding
Source: RefSeq, a predicted model, not a curated record
AUGACUGGGGGACAGUCUUGCAGUAGUAACAUGAUUGUCUGGAUACCAGAUGAGAGGGAAGUUUUCAUAAAAGGAGAGCUGAUGAGCACCGAUAUCAGCAAGAAUAAAUUCACAGGACAAGAAGAACAAAUAGGAAUUGUUCGCCCGUUGGAUUCAACAGAGGCCACUAAUCUAGUGCAGGUGCGAAUAUCCGAUGUAUUCCCGGUCAAUCCAUCAACUUUUGACAAAGUAGAGAAUAUGUCUGAAUUGACUCACCUGAAUGAGCCCUCUGUACUUUAUAACUUGGAGAAAAGAUACAAUUGUGAUCUGAUUUACACAUAUUCCGGUUUAUUUUUGGUAGCGAUUAACCCUUAUCACAAUUUGAAUUUAUAUUCCGAGGACCAUAUAAGCUUGUACCACAAUAAGCAUAACAGGUCAUCCAAAAGUGGCUUAAAUGAAGGUGCCCAUGAAAAAUUACCACCACAUAUUUUCGCAAUUGCGGAGGAAGCUUAUGAGAAUCUUUUAUCUGAGGGUAAAGAUCAAUCCAUUUUAGUCACUGGUGAAUCCGGCGCAGGCAAGACGGAAAACACGAAGAAGAUCUUGCAAUAUCUAGCAUCCAUAACUUCCGGUACUUCCUCCAACGUAGUGUCUGCUAAUGGCAGUUCCAUUGUAGAAAGCUUCGAAAUGAAAAUUCUACAAAGUAACCCUAUUUUAGAAUCCUUUGGUAAUGCACAAACAGUACGAAAUAACAACUCUUCCAGAUUUGGUAAAUUCAUAAAGAUAGAAUUUAAUGAACAUGGCAUGAUCAAUGGUGCACAUAUCGAGUGGUACCUUUUGGAAAAAUCAAGAAUUGUUCAUCAAAAUUCGAAGGAAAGAAACUAUCAUAUCUUUUAUCAACUAUUAUCCGGAUUAGACGAUUCUGAAUUGAAAAACCUAUGUCUUAAAUCCAGAAACAUAAAAGAUUACAAAAUUUUGUCCAACUCUAACCAGGACCUUAUACCAGGAAUCAACGACGUAGAGAAUUUUAAAGCAUUGCUCUCGGCGUUGAAUAUCAUUGGAUUUUCAAAAGAGCAAGUAAAAUGGAUAUUCCAAGUAGUGGCCAUUAUUUUAUUGAUUGGUAACAUUGAAUUUGUCUCAGAUAGAGCAGAACAAGCAUCCUUUAAAAAUGAUGUUAGCGCAAUUUGUAGCAAUUUAGGCGUGAAUGAGAAAGAUUUUCAAACUGCAAUUUUAAGGCCUAGGUCGAAAGCUGGAAAAGAAUGGGUUUCACAAUCCAAAAACUCUCAACAAGCUAAAUUCAUCCUGAAUGCAUUAUCAAGAAAUCUCUAUGAGCGACUGUUCGGAUUUAUUGUAGAUAUGAUCAAUAAAAACUUAGAUCACGGUGGUGCAACUUUGAACUAUAUCGGAUUAUUGGAUAUUGCUGGAUUCGAAAUAUUUGAAAAUAACUCCUUUGAACAAUUAUGCAUCAAUUAUACAAACGAAAAACUACAACAGUUCUUCAAUAAUCAUAUGUUUGUUUUAGAACAGAGUGAAUAUUUGAAGGAAAAUAUUCAGUGGGAUUAUAUAGAUUACGGUAAAGAUUUGCAGCUGACAAUCGAUUUGAUCGAAAACAAGGGACCGCCGACCGGUGUACUACCGUUAUUAGACGAGGAAGCCGUUUUGCCCAAAUCCACCGACGAGUCUUUCUACUCUAAGCUGAUCUCAACCUGGGACCAAAAUUCUUCCAAGUUCAAACGUUCAAAAUUAAGAAAUGGAUUCAUUUUGAAACACUAUGCUGGGGAUGUAGAAUACACUGUUGAAGGAUGGCUAUCCAAAAACAAAGAUCCUCUAAACGAUAAUCUUUUAUCGUUGUUGUCUGCUUCACAAAACGAUAUUAUUUCAAAACUAUUCCAGCUGGAGGGCGAAAAAUCGUCUAGUGCCGGUGCUGAAGCCAAUAUCUCCACCCAAGAAGUUAAAAAAUCAGCUAGGACAAGUACCUUUAAGACUACUUCAUCACGCCAUAGAGAACAACAGAUAACAUUACUAAAUCAAUUAGCUUCCACCCACCCACAUUUUGUUCGUUGUAUAAUCCCAAACAAUGUGAAAAAAGCGAAAACAUUCAACAGAAAGUUAAUCUUAGAUCAGUUACGUUGCAAUGGUGUACUAGAGGGUAUCAGACUUGCCAGAGAAGGUUACCCAAAUAGAAUAGCAUUCCAAGAGUUUUUUCAGCGGUAUAGAAUACUGUAUCCUGAAAAUUCAGUCUCUACAUCUCUCACUUCUAAAUCGAAGACCAAUACCAAACAAAACUGCGAGUUUCUUCUAACAUCUUUGCAAUUGGAUACAAAAGUUUAUAAAAUUGGUAACACAAAGCUGUUUUUCAAAGCUGGUGUAUUAGCUGAUUUGGAAAAACAGAAAGAUGUUACGCUGAACAAUAUAAUGAUUAAACUAACAGCGGCUAUACGAGGCUGCACUAUAAGGAAAGAAGUAACAUCUCACUUACAAAAAUUAAGGAAUACAAGGGUGAUUGGUAAUACUUUCAGGCUAUAUAAUCAACUGGUGAAGGAAGAUCCUUGGUUUAGUUUAUUUAUUAGGAUCAAACCACUUUUGAUAUCAUCAAAUGAUAUGACAAGAACCAAAAAAUACAACGAGCAAAUUAAUAAACUAAAAAAUGACCUUCAGGAAAUGGAAUCUAAGAAGAAGUUUUUGGAAGGAAAACAUCAAAAAACUGUCAACGAGUUGAAAGAUACACAAGAAUUGCUAAAUCAGGAGAAAGAAAAUUUACAAAGAAACGAGAGCUUAUUAAAUAGAGUUAAAGCCAGUUCAGGAACAUUACAAAAACAAUUUGAUGACCUUGUUUCUGAAAAGGAUGAAAUUAAUAGGCAAAAACUAAAAAUUACGCAAAAUCUUGAAAAUGCUAAUCAAACAAUCCAAGGCCUUCAGGAAACUGUCAAAGAACGAGAAGGAACGUUAGAGAAAUUACAUUCAAAGAAUGACCAACUAAUAAAGCAAAUAGCAGAUUUGAACUGCGACAUUUCCAAGGAACAGAGCUCCCAAUCAUUGAUCAAGGAAUCUAAAUUCAAAUUAGAAGGUGAAAUAAAAAGGUUGAAAGAUAUCAUAAACUCGAAAGAGAAAGAAAUAAAAUCCUUCAACGAUAAAUUAAGCUCCUCAGAAGAGGAUCUAGAUAUCAAAUUAGUCACUUUAGAGAAAAAUUGCAACAUUGCGAUGUCAAGGCUUCAAUCUCUGGUGACAGAAAAUUCAGAUUUGCGCUCGAAGAACGAUAGUUUUAAGAAAGAAAAGACAUUAUUGAAUAAUCAACUGAGAAAUAAGGAAAAUGAACUGAUAAAGAUGAAAGAAAAGAUAGAUAACCACAAAAAAGAACUUGCAACAUUUUCCAAGCAAAGAGAUGAAGCAGUUAGUGAACACAGUAAAAUCACCGCUGAACUGAGAGAGACAAGAAUCCAACUUGCUGAGUAUAAAUCUGACUGUCAAAAGAUUAAAGAUGAAUAUUCCAACUUCCAAAAACAAAUGAAGGAGCAAGAGCAAAAGAAAAGGAACAGUUUAGUUGGAUCUUUGAAUGAUAAUAAGGUUAAAGAAUUAGAAACCCGGUUAUCACAGGAAAUAUCCUUAAAUCAAUAUUUGAACAAACGGAUAUCAGGCACUUCAGUAGAAUCACAUAUUUCGUCUACUAGACGUUCCAUAUCAUAUUCCGACGACUCGGUUGAUAAAGAAGAUGUAAUAAAAAAGUAUUACGACCUUCAACUAGCAUUUACGGAGAUAACUAGGAGCUUAGAGAAUGAAAUCGAAGAAAAGAAGAGCUUGAUUUCUAGAUUAAGAUUUACUGAAACAAGGCUAGCAUCCUCGUCAUUUGAAGAUCAAAAGAUUAAAGCUCAAAUGAAGAAAUUGAAAAAAUUAGUUCAGGAUAUAGAUCCUAGCAUUCCGCUGGAUAGCAUUCUGGAGGAGCCACUAAAAAAUACCUCUGGUAGGGAAUCUGAUAUUAACAAAUUAAUGCUGGAAGUCGACUAUUUAAAAAGACAAUUAGAUAUCGAAACAAGAGCUCAUUACGAUGCAGAAAAUGCCAUCUCUGCUUUACAUAGUAAAUUUCGAAAGAUCCAAGGGGAAAAUUCCCUGUCAUCUUCUGACAUUUACAAAUUGAAGUUCGAAGCCAGUGAGGAAAGAGUCAAAUCCUUGGAAGACAAGCUGAAAACUAUGCCUUUGCGUGAUCGAACAAACUUACCUGUCGGAGAUAUCAUAAAGAACCGUGAUAGCAUAUCGAAAUACGAAGAAGAAAUCCGCUAUUAUAAACUUGAAAACUACAAACUUCAGGAAAUAUUAAAUGAGUCAAAUGGGAAAUUGAGCCAACUCACCCUUGACUUAAGGCAAUCGAAAUCCAAAGAGGCCCUACUUAGUGAACAAUUAGACAGAUUACAGAAAGACCUUGAAUCUAUUGAGCGCCAAAAAGAAUUACUAUCGUCCACCAUAAAACAGCAGAAACAACAAUUCGAAAAUUGUAUGGACGAUCUACAAGGGAAUGAACUGCGGCUAAGAGAGCAUAUUCACGCACUAAAACAGGCUGAGGAGGACGUAAAGAAUAUGGCCUCUAUCAUUGAAAAAUUGAAAACUCAAAAUAAGCAAAAGGAAAAGUUGAUCUGGGAGCGUGAAAUGGAAAGAAAUGAUUCAGAAAUGCAAUUACAGGAAACUCUACUGGAGUUAAAGAGAGUUCAAGAUGUAAAGAAGAUUCUGAGUGAUGAUUUGGCCCAUUUGAAGGAGCGAUUGAGCGCGGUAGAUGAUAGAUCUCAAUAUACAGAUGAAAUUAACAGAUUAAAGGAAGAAUUGAACUGCUCUUUGAAGGCUGAAACCAAUUUAAAAAAAGAGUUUGCAACCCUUAAGUACAAACUAGAAACUUCAAAUAAUGAUUAUGAGGCGAAAAUCUCCGAUUUGUUGAAGCAGCUUGAUCAUUAUACAAAAGUGGUGGAAAUGUUGAACAAUGAAAAAGAUGCUAUCUCUCUUGGAGAAAAAGAACUUUACCAAAAAUACGAAGCCCUCGACGCCGAAUGCGAGUCACUAAAAGUUAAGAUAGGGUCUUUGACAAAAAUCAAGCAAGAAUUGGAAUCCGACUUGAAUCAAAAGACUGAUGCACUAGAGUUAUCAAGAGCAGCACUCUCAAGUUCUACACAAAAGAAUAAAGAGAUUUCUGAAAAAAUUAAGUAUUUGGAGGAAACACUACAAUUACAAAUGGAACAGAAUUCAAGGAAUGGGGAGUUAGUCAAAAAAUUGCAGGAUACCUGCAGUGGAUAUAAAGAGAAAUUCGAUGAUGAGAAGCAGAAAAAUAUUGAUUUAUAUGAAGAAAACCAAACUUUACAAAAACUCCAUACCGACUUACAGUCCCAUCUAGAGAACUUGCAAGAUAGAUUAUCAGACACUACCGAAAAAAAUGCAUGGUUAUCUAAGAUCCAUGAAUUAGAAAAUAUGGUAAGCCUAGAAACGGACUUGAAAUAUGAAGAAAUGAAAAAGAACAAGAGUUUGGAGAGAGUAGUGGAGGAGUUACAAACUAAGAACUCUCAACAAACAGAUGUCAUAGAACUAGCUAACAAAAAUAGAAGCGAAUUUGAGGAGGCUACUUUAAAAUACGAGGCUCAAAUCUCUGAAUUAGAGAAGUAUAUAUCUCAACAAGAGCUCGAGAUGAAGAAAUCGAUUAGAGAUAAUUCUUCGUACCACGACAAAGUGCAAGAAAUGGCCCAAGAAAUUGAAUUCUGGAAAAGCCGUUAUGAAUCUACCAUCAUAGGCUCGAAAAAUAUUGAUAGUAACAAUGCGCAGGGUAAAGUUUUUAGUUAA